This is a messenger RNA of Colletotrichum graminicola M1.001, 648 nucleotides long. RefSeq names its product AhpC/TSA family protein. Gene Ontology annotation, biological process: hydrogen peroxide catabolic process; cellular response to stress; response to oxidative stress. The transcript is spliced from 2 exons. NCBI's taxonomy places the organism in Eukaryota, Fungi, Ascomycota, Sordariomycetes, Glomerellales, Glomerellaceae. Gene Ontology annotation, cellular component: cytosol. Bases 1 to 648 code for a protein of 215 amino acids. Gene Ontology annotation, molecular function: thioredoxin peroxidase activity. The record is from RefSeq and is a predicted model, not a curated record.
AUGUCUUCCGCCUUCGUUCAGCGCCCUGCCCCUGGCUUCAAGGCCACUACCGUCUUCCCUGGCGGCGAGUUCAAGGACAUCAACCUGUCCGACUACCUUGGACAAUGGGUCGUCCUCCUCUUUUACCCCCUUGACUUCACAUUCGUUUGCCCUACCGAGAUCAUCCAGUACAACGAUGCGCUCCCUCGUUUCCGAGCCAUCAACACCACCGUCCUUGGUGUCUCGACCGACUCCCAUUUCUCCCACCUGGCCUGGACUGAGAAGCCCCGCAAGCAGGGCGGUCUUGGCUCGGAUCUCGAGCUCCCCCUCGUCGCCGACAAGUCUCACAAGAUUUCGCGUGACUAUGGCGUGCUGAUCGAGGAGGAGGGCGUCGCUCUUCGUGGUCUGUUCAUCAUUGACCCCAAGGGCAUCCUCCGCCAGAUCACCGUCAACGAUCUUCCCGUCGGCCGCAAUGUCGAGGAGACUAUCCGUCUGGUCGAGGCCUUCCAGUUCACCGACGAGCACGGGGAGGUCUGCCCCGCAGGCUGGCAGAACGGCAGCAAGGGCAUGAAGGCUGACCCCAAGGGCAGCUUGGAAUACUUUGCUGCGCAGGACGAGACCAACGGCCAUGCCAACGGCAACGGCCAGAAGCGUCUGAGAGUUGACUAA